This is a messenger RNA of Coffea arabica (coffee), 2145 nucleotides long. Its product is annotated as signal peptide peptidase-like 2. Gene Ontology annotation, cellular component: lumenal side of endoplasmic reticulum membrane; cytoplasmic side of endoplasmic reticulum membrane; lysosomal membrane. Gene Ontology annotation, molecular function: aspartic endopeptidase activity, intramembrane cleaving. NCBI's taxonomy places the organism in Eukaryota, Viridiplantae, Streptophyta, Magnoliopsida, Gentianales, Rubiaceae. Gene Ontology annotation, biological process: membrane protein proteolysis. The record is from RefSeq and is a predicted model, not a curated record.
AUCCCUUGAUUUUUCCCAACUUUAUUCGUCACAUUCUCAAGUUAUACUUAUAACCGAUCCCAAAAAGAUUUUAAAAGAAAGAUAAAAACAGACCAAAUUUUUUAUCGAAAAAGGGAUCUGCUUUUGGACCCUCUAUCUCUAUGCAUUAAAUGAUUGAUAUAGUUCAGCUCAGACUUCAGAGGCUGUGAUGCAUCGAACUAAAUACAUAAAAAAAUGAAGAAAAAUAGCAUCAAAGCUUCUGCAUUUCUCAUGGGUUUUGACAGAAUUUGCAGUUUAAUCUGCGUGUAUGCAAUUGUAGUGGUGGUCUUCAGUAGUCCAGCUGAAGUGACGGCCGGUGACAUAGUUCAUGAAGACGAUUUAGCCCCUAAAAAGCCCGGUUGCGAGAAUGAUUUCGUUUUGGUAAAAAUUCAGACUUGGGUUGAUGGCAUAGAGAACGCUGAGUUUGUUGGUGUUGGUGCUAGGUUUGGCACUACAAUUGUUUCGAAGGAGAAAAAUGCACAACAAACUCACCUUACUCGUUCAAACCCUAGGGAUUGUUGUAGUCCUUCAAUUAACAAGCUUGCUGGAGAUGUCAUCAUGGUUGAUCGUGGCAAGUGUAAAUUUACAACUAAGGCUAAUAUUGCAGAGGCUGCUGGUGCUUCAGCUGUCCUUAUUAUCAAUAAUAAAAAAGAACUCUACAAGAUGGUCUGUGAGCCUAAUGAAACUGAUCUGGACAUAAAGAUUCCAGCCGUGAUGCUUCCGCAAGAUGCUGGUGCAAGCUUGGAGAAGAUGCUGUCAAAUAGUUCAUCAGUUUCUGUGCAGCUGUACUCUCCACGAAGACCAGUAGUUGACAUAGCAGAAGUGUUUUUGUGGCUAAUGGCAGUUGGUACGAUCUUAUGUGCCUCUUAUUGGUCUGCUUGGAGUGCUAGAGAAGUGGCUGUUGAACAGGACCAGUUGUUAAAGGAUGCGUCAGACGAAGUUCCAAGCCCAAAAGGUCUUGGUGUAAGCAAUGUGGUGGAUAUAAGCACUGCAUCGGCAGUCUUCUUUGUAGUCAUUGCUUCAUGCUUCUUGAUUUUACUGUACAAGCUAAUGUCAUCCUGGUUCCUUGAUCUCUUGGUGGUUCUUUUUUGCAUUGGUGGUGUAGAGGGCUUGCAAACUUGCUUGGUUGCUUUGUUAUCUAGGUGGUUCAAACGCACGGGAGAGUCAUUCAUUAAAGUGCCUUUCUUUGGAGCUGUCUCUUACCUUACUUUGGCUGUAUCUCCAUUCUGCAUAGCUUUUGCUGUUAUUUGGGCUGUGUACAGAAAUGCCUCUUUUGGCUGGGUAGGCCAAGAUAUUCUUGGGAUUGCACUGAUAAUAACAGUUAUUCAGAUUGUGCGAGUCCCUAAUCUCAAGGUGGGCACAGUUCUUCUUAGUUGUGCCUUCUUGUACGACAUAUUCUGGGUCUUUGUUUCAAAGACGCUGUUCCAUGAAAGCGUGAUGAUUGUGGUUGCUCGAGGUGAUAGAAGUGGAGAGGAUGGUAUUCCAAUGCUUCUGAAAAUUCCACGCUUGUUUGAUCCUUGGGGUGGUUUUAGCAUCAUAGGCUUUGGUGACAUCCUUUUACCUGGGCUGCUGAUAGCAUUUUCGCUCAGAUAUGAUUGUCUUGCAAAGAAGAAUCUUCGAGCUGGUUAUUUUUUAUGGGCAAUGUUUGCUUAUGGACUAGGUCUGCUUAUUACAUAUGUGGCGUUGAACCUGAUGGAUGGCCAUGGCCAACCUGCUCUUCUUUACAUCGUCCCAUUUACUCUUGGAACCUUUAUAGCACUGGGAAAAAUGAGAGGCGAUCUAAAGAUUCUGUGGACAAAAGGAGAACCCGAAAGGGUCUGCCCGCAUGUCGGCCUUGAAUCUAACAAGGAAUGAUUCACACUUUAGAAAUACUUAAACGUGUAAUUAUGUUGUAAUGGCUAGUUUUGUGCAUUAUCAAGCAGCCCUAGUGCCCUGCUGUUUUCGUUGAAACCCUCUCUUUAAUUUUUAUUUUUUUUCCAUCCAAGAAUUGCUUGUGCUUGAUGCGAAAUGUUGUAAUCUAUCUGUAAUUUAUUGCUAGUCCGAUGGGUCCACAAAGCUGUGGAUUGAGGCGCUGGUUGAUGAAAUCAAGUUUGGGUUUGAGAUGGACCCUCAUCCAUCAUUCCAUUU